Messenger RNA from Prorocentrum cordatum, 666 nucleotides. NCBI's taxonomy places the organism in Eukaryota, Dinophyceae, Prorocentrales, Prorocentraceae. The record is from the annotation of a GenBank genome assembly.
AUGGUGCUCGCGAGGGCGAUCGCAUGCUUGAUAUUUGCACUGGGCGGCAGUAACUUGGCCUCGGCCGUAUCCUUGAUUUCGAAAUCAGAGCGCGGCACGGGUCUCGAUGCGGCUCUUGAUCCCCAGGAUAAGAUGGAUACAGAUCUUGGGUGCAACGACAUCGAAAGCCGCUGGGUGGACGCCUCUGGCUCCUUUUACUCAGGCUCCGUCAUCGAGAUCACGGAGGAGAGCUGGUGCCCCCUGGACGUCAAGGAGGCCGUGCACACGAGCGCGACCUACAGCCACAAGAUCCUGUCCUGCCGAAGGGCGGAGCUCUUCGAGCAGCGGACGAACGGUGUCCAGAAGAAGUUCAGGGCGACCGUGGGCCCGAAUCAGACGCUGUUCGUGGAGUUGCCGAUCAACAACCUGCAGUGGACGCUGGUUCGCGAUUCCGCCAGGAGCAUCAGCUGGCCCUCGGGCCUCCGCCUGUCGUUCGACGACGCGGAGGACGAGCUGAGGCACACUGCAGAGGCGAACCAGCGGAACAGGCUCCCGACGCUGGCGACGAGCGCCUUGCUCAUGGCCGCCGCCCUUGGGGAGGCCCGCUUCGAAGAGGGCGCACCACGUCGCUGGAUUCCCUCCUCGUGGUCGCGGCGAUGGCCGUCGGCCUGGGCGCGUGGCACGUGA